Molecule: messenger RNA, 1532 nt
Organism: Microplitis mediator
Lineage: Eukaryota; Metazoa; Arthropoda; Insecta; Hymenoptera; Braconidae
Product: probable serine/threonine-protein kinase DDB_G0283337
Exons: 1
Coding region: 81-1454 (457 amino acids)
Molecular function (GO): RNA binding
Source: RefSeq, a predicted model, not a curated record
UCUAUAUAAAUUAUUUUAAAAAAUUUAUAACUAAGUUUUAAAAAGUAGAAAAUUAAAAACACUGAAAAGUUUUAUUUAAAAUGCAGGUGAAUUGGGCAAAUUGGCGGCAGCCUAACGGCAACACUUGUAAUUACAAUUACAACUUUCCGUCACAGUCACUUCAUUCUCAUUGUAACUGUAUCGCUGUAGGUUAUCCCAAUCUCACUUCCACGUGGCUCGCACAAUUAUUCAAAGUCCAACAAAACAUCAUAGCAAAUUAUCAGGUUCAUUUCAAUCACGGCCUAAUUGGCUCAUCAUCGUCAUCAUCACCAUCACCAUCGCAGCAAAAUAAUCCAAGAACCCGAGUUAAUUCACCAUUAAUUAACCAGACAAACUUUAAAAACACCAGCAACGAACCUGAGCCGGUCAUCAUCCAAGAAAUUCCAAGUAAGAUAACUAGUGAUAAAAAUAAUCAGACCGAGACAAUGGAUCCUAAAAAAUUCGUAGUCGAGACGCGAUUUAAUGCAUUUGCUGUUAAUUUUAAAAACGUUAAUGGAAUCAGCGAAGAUCAAGUGCGUGAAAUAUUUUCUGUUUACGGUAAAAUAAAACGAAUUGCGCAAACAGGUGACAAUUAUGGUCUUUGUUUUGUUAAUUAUGAAAAUGAAGAUGAUGCUGUUCAAUCUGUCCUCGGUGUUAAAAAUCAUCCUGAUAUUAGAUUACGGGAAGCCAGAUUUACAACAGAUCGUUCUAAAAAACAAACUGAUAAUUCAUCAUUCAGUAAUUUUAAUGGAAACAACGGCAAUUCAAAUACCAGUAACGGAUUCAACACCAACACUUACAAUAAUUAUUCAAAUGAAAGUGCAAGUAAAUCAAUUGAACCGAUUGUUGAUGAAAAAUUAUCUAAAUCAGAUGAAUGGCCAACAGAAACUAAAAUUGAACAGGAAUCAGUUGUCCUGUCACGUGACAACGAUCCAAGCAAAAAUGAACAAAGAAACAUUCCGAUGUCAUAUGAUACUCAACCUUUACCAGCCGCAACGGAAUCAAGUGAAACUUCAAAUAAUUUGGAAAAAGUAACCGAAGAAGACCAGCGUUCAAAUGCUUCAGCUAAAUCUCAAGUACAAAUCCCUGAAUUGGUGGCGAAAAUAUCAAAAUUAUCAAAAGGUAGCAGCAGUUCCUUGGAGAAUGAGUCCACGUUCCCCAAGAUGCCGAUUGAGAAAAUGGCACAGGAGAUUUUGGUGGCCAACAUUGAAGAGGGGGUCAACAUUCAUGCUAUUUUGCAAUUAUUGGAAAAGUAUCAACCGUUUGCAGCAACUGAUAUUCAAAAAUAUGUACCAAGUAAUUUGCGUUACUGUUAUGUUUAUUUCACUUCACAGCAACGGGCUCAAGCUGUUGAAUCCGAGUUCAAUAACUGCGUUCUUAUGGACAAAAAAUUACUGGUUGUCAGAGCUAACAACUUGGUAAAUGUUUAUGCUUAGUAUUAUUAAUAUAUUUUCAUAUCUAAUUAAUAAAGUAAUAAGUUAUUAUAAUUAUUAAGAGAUAUAUAUUUUUAAUAU